This is a messenger RNA of Psilocybe cubensis, 1560 nucleotides long. RefSeq lists its product as uncharacterized. Gene Ontology annotation, biological process: sterol metabolic process. Lineage: Eukaryota; Fungi; Basidiomycota; Agaricomycetes; Agaricales; Agrocybaceae. Bases 1 to 1560 code for a protein of 519 amino acids. Gene Ontology annotation, molecular function: heme binding; iron ion binding; monooxygenase activity. The transcript is spliced from 6 exons. The record is from RefSeq and is a predicted model, not a curated record.
AUGGCCCUCAGCAUGGACCGUUCAGCUUCAGCUUCGAUUCCCUCGUCGACGGCCGAUAAUGUUCCUCUAUAUUCCCUCCCUAUUCCCUCUUUCUUGGGGCUCGUUAAGGGCUCUUCUCUCUAUACCACCGUCGUCAUUCUCUUCUCAUUGCUUGCCUUAGAGCAGGCAGUGUAUAGGUACAAAAAACGUCAUCUCCCAGGCGCCUCGUGGACUAUCCCUAUCAUUGGAAAGUUUGCUGACUCCAUGUCCCCUUCCAUGGAAGGUUACAAAAAGCAAUGGGCGUCUGGAGCUCUGAGCGCUAUCAGCGUUUUCAACAUCUUCAUUGUUAUGGCUUCAUCCAAAGAAUAUGCUCGCAAGAUUCUCAACUCACCUACUUAUGCCGAACCCUGCCUUGUGCACUCAGCGAAACAGAUCCUUUUGCCGGAUAACUGGGUCUUCCUCACUGGUAAAAGCCAUGUCGAGUAUCGUAGAGGCCUCAAUGCCUUAUUCACUCGUAAAGCCAUUGGUAUCUAUGUUGCCAUCCAGGAAGCAAUUUGCAACAAGCACUUGGAUCGAUGGCUAGCUACUGCUAAGAAAACUUCGGCUUCCCAGCCCAUCAUGAUGACCGCUCGCCACUUGAACAUGGAGACUUCACUAGGCGUUUUCUGUGGCAGUCACAUACCUGAGCAUGCGGCUGAUGAAAUCAACGACAAAUACUGGGCCAUCACUCAGUCUCUUGAAUUGGUCAACUUUCCGCUUGCUCUUCCAGGAACCAAGGUCUAUAAAGCUAUCCAGGCCCGAAAAGUCGCUUUACAGUGGCUCGAACUUGCAGCUCACAACUCAAAGAUUGCUAUGGCUAACGGUGCUCAGCCUGAAUGCAUGCUUGAUGAGUGGAUUCAAACCAUUAACGAACCUGGCUAUAAAGGACGCAAAGACUUCAGCGAUCGUGAGAUGGCUAUGGUUCUUUUCUCAUUCUUGUUUGCCUCUCAGGAUGCAAUGAGCAGCGGUCUUAUCUACGCCUUUCAGCAUCUUGCUGAUCACCCUGAAAUAAUGGAUAAAGUCAGAGAAGAGCAAGACCGCGUUCGCCAAGGAAAUUUCUCAAAGCCUUUGACGCUUGAACUUUUGGAUCAGAUGACCUAUCUUCAAGCGGUGGUGAAGGAGAGCUUACGCGUUGUACCUCCUGUUUUGAUGGUUCCAUAUAAGACAACUCGCGCAUUCCCUAUUGCGGAUGAUUACACUGUUCCGGCAAACAGCAUGGUUAUUCCUUCCUUCUUCCUCUCCCUCCACGACGAAGAGGUUUACCCUAGUCCAGACAAAUUCAUACCCGAGAGAUGGCUGGACCCCCAAAGCCCUGCUAACACCAACCCCCAGAAUUACCUUGUCUUUGGAUCAGGACCCCAUCGUUGUAUUGGUUUAGAGUAUGCAACCAUGAAUAUUGCAUUGGUCAUUGCAACAGCAGCAGUGAAAAUGAACUGGGAACACGAUGUUACUCCACGAAGUUAUCUGUACGAAAUUAUCGCCACUGUAUUCCCAAAAGAUGGAUGCUACCUCAAAUUCACCCCUCGUAGUACAGAUGCGUGA